Molecule: messenger RNA, 4445 nt
Organism: Colossoma macropomum (tambaqui)
Lineage: Eukaryota; Metazoa; Chordata; Actinopteri; Characiformes; Serrasalmidae
Product: oxysterol-binding protein 2-like
Exons: 14
Coding region: 176-2413 (745 amino acids)
Cellular component (GO): intracellular membrane-bounded organelle; cytosol; membrane
Molecular function (GO): cholesterol binding
Source: RefSeq, a predicted model, not a curated record
CUGAGGGUGGCAGCAGGUUGCAGUUCGCGAUGCUGCAGCAGCGUUAGUGUUGAUUCAGGUGGAGCAGCAUGUGGUGCCCGUAGCGUCUGCAGCCAGGAGGAGCCUUCAGUCCCUCCUCACUCCUUCACUCCCAGCGGCUGGUGGAGACAUCAUGCGUUCGUAAAGCCGGCUGAAAAUGAACGGGCAUGUUAAAAUCCUCCCCUCUCCCACGUCCUCCUCAGCUGGACACAGCGCCAGCCCGGACACGCACAGAGGAUGGCUGCUCAAAUGGACCAACUAUCUGAAGGGCUACCAGCGCCGGUGGUUCGUCCUCAGCAAUGGCCUUCUGUCCUACUACAGGACUCAAGCUGAAAUGGCACACACCUGCCGUGGCACCAUUUCCUUGGCGACGGUACACAUUGAGGUGGGAGACGCUUGUCACCUGGUGCUGACGAGUGGGGGGCGGAACUACCACCUGAAGGCCAGCACGGAGGCGGAUUGUCAGCGGUGGGUUUCUGUGCUGCAGCAGGCCAAAGCGAAUGCCACUCAAAUGAUGCACCAAUCAGAUGACUCUGGUGAUGAAGUCACAGUAGCUCAGCCGGACCGUGCUCUGACCUCUGGUGCUCUGAAGACUCUGAUCAGUAAGCUGGAUGAUCUGAGCACGUGCAACGAUCUGAUUGGAAAGCACGGAGCGGCUCUGCAGCGGUCACUCAGCGAGCUGGAGGACCUGCGCUGCCCCAGUGACGGAAACGAUAAGCUGAAAACGGUCAACGAGCGCGCCACACUCUUCCGCAUCACCUCCAAUGCUAUGAUCAAUGCUUGCCGGGACUUUGUGGAUUUAGCGGAGGCACACAGCCGGCGGUGGCAGAGGGCACUGCAGUAUGAGAGAGAACAGCGCCACCAUCUGGAGGAGACCAUUGAGCAGCUAGCCAAACAACACAACAGCCUUGAGAGAGCCUGGAGAGAGGCACCCAGCACUCACCCACAAGGAUCCAAGAGGUCAGGAGAAGUAGACACCAGUGACGAGAAUGAGGAUGUAGAGUUUUUUGAUGCCAUGGAGGACUCGCCCGCUUUCAUCACCGUUCCUGCAUCCAACCACACACAGCACGGACACUCAGGUGGAGGUGUUAACCAGGGUAUGACCGGUACUAUGCCCAAUGACUGGGGUCAGGAGGACAAUGACACGUCAGGCUCGUACGCGCUGCAGCAGCGGAGAGGCAGACGCAGCCGAAUCCCAGACAAACCCAACUACUCUCUCAACCUGUGGAGCAUAAUGAAAAACUGCAUCGGCAAAGAGCUCUCCAAAAUCCCCAUGCCUGUGAACUUUAACGAGCCAUUGUCAAUGCUGCAGCGGCUGACAGAGGAUCUGGAAUACAGUGAGCUGCUGGACCGCGCUGCCCGCUGUGUGUGCACUCUGGAGCAGAUGUGUUUGGUUGCUGCGUUCUCAGUCUCGUCUUACUCCACCACUGUCCACCGCAUUGGAAAACCCUUCAACCCACUGCUGGGGGAGACGUACGAGCUGGACCGGCUGGAGGAGAGUGGAUAUCGCUCGAUUUGUGAACAGGUGAGUCACCACCCACCUGCAGCAGCCCAUCAUGUGAUGUCUCAGCGUGGAUGGACUCUGUGGCAGGAGAUCACCAUCGACAGCAAGUUUAGAGGAAAAUACAUCUCUAUCAUGCCUCUGGGUCACAUUCAUCUGCUGUUCCACUCCAGUGGGAAUCACUAUGUGUGGAGUAAAGUCACAUCCACAGUCCAUAACAUCAUCGUAGGCAAACUCUGGAUUGACCACUCUGGCGAUAUUGAGAUCAUGAACCGCAGGACAAAGGACACCUGCCACCUCAAAUUCUCACCUUACAGCUAUUUCUCCCGGGACGUCCCACGCAAGGUAACUGGUGUGGUGGCAGACAGCGAUGGUUUGGCCCACUAUAUCCUGUCUGGAUCGUGGGAUGAUAAGAUGGAGAGUGCUAAGAUUGUGGAGAGUAGCCGUGGCUGUGUGGGAUCAGAGGUCAAACAGAAAACUGUCUACCAAACUCUCCCUCCUAAACUGCUGUGGAAGAAAUACCCGCUACCUGAGAAUGCAGAGAACAUGCACUAUUUCUCCUCGCUGGCUCUGACUCUGAACGAGCCUGAGGAAGGCGUGGCUCCCACAGACAGCCGCCUGCGGCCGGAUCAGAGGCUGAUGGAGGCGGGGCUUUGGGAUGAAGCCAACGUCCACAAACAGCGUCUGGAGGAGCGGCAGAGGUUGGAGAGGAAGAGAAGGGAGGCACAGACCAACAUCGCUGUGGAGGAGGGCCGGGAGGUGGAGAUGUACCAGCCGCUGUGGUUCGAGAAGAGGCUGGACUCUGAGACCGGGGAGAGCAGUUACGUCUAUAGAGGAGGAUACUGGGAGGCCAAAGAGAAGCAGGACUGGAGCCAAUGUCCGUCCAUCUUCUGAGGCGUCAGUCGUUAUUCCCCGCAGGAGGAUGGCUGCUUCAUAGAGAGCAUCUAGUGAAGCUGACGGACAGAUUGCUCAGUGGACGUGCGAGGCAGGACACGAUUAUGGUCCUGUGUGUGUGUGUGUGUGUAUUGGGAACAUUGCUUAAAAAUGCUUCCGAUUCAGAGGCGUCUCAAGGAUCUGAAAUAUACAUGCAUUAUUUUUUCCAUUCUCUUUAGUAACGUAGUAGAUUCACUUGUGUGUUUGGAGUUGGGAGGGUGAGUGUGCGCACAUGUUUUGUGGCAGGUGCAAUGAUCGCUGCAUGGAUUCGAGCACAAGAGAUUCCAGCACUUUAUUUAUGAGCUACAUUUAAACUGUAGGACUCGGUCAGCCCAGGUGAGAUUUGUCAAAAAUGUUAUAAUAGACAUGUCUGAACCAAAGACAGGCAGCGUUUAUUAGCCCUGUUUGACAGAUCAGAGUUUGGAUGAAGGAUAUUUAGCGUUUUCAUAACUGUGUUAUAGUGUUGUCCUUUAACAUGGACUAUAAAUUCAACAUGUUGCCCAGUACUUGGAAAAGAACAGAAAACAUUCCAAGGAAGCAUCUGCCCAUAGACUUCUAUUAUAAGUGUACUUGAGUCAGCAGGUUUUCCGUUCUUUACCAAGUUCAGGGAAAGCUACUAAAAUUAUUGUCUGUGGUAAAUACUAAUCCAUAUGCUGUAGAUACAGAUAGAGGUCAGACUGAAAAAAGCUAAAGUAUCCUUUUAAAAGGUGCCAGCACAAAGCAGUUACAGAAUUUGAUUUCUCACUGAAACUCUUGUUAUUUAGCUCACUGUUGCUGUGUUGACACACUGUAAUAGUAGGCCUGUGUUGUCUUGGCCUCUGGUUCUGGGCUGGUUGGUUCUGUGGGUCUGCAGUGGAAAUGUGGCUACUGCAGCCUGAAGCCUGGCUCAGUGAUUAUACUGCAAUAGUUCUGACCUAUAGUGGGUGAUUCUCAGAGGAAGGAAGACCCCUUGGUUAGAUUUCCCUUCCUGUAACCCUGUGGCUCCUAAUUCCAGUCCAUGUUCUGCACGUUUCUGUUUUCCCAGCAUGACCCAGCAUAUAAUCUAGUCAUAAGAAAAUAACAUAGGAGAUGAAAAAAAGACACAUUAACAUCUGAUAAAUCCUUAAACGUAAUUUGGGCCUUUUUCUACUGGGUGACUAGUCAGUUCACACAAUGUAAAGGACAGCUGAGGUUUCCGUAUGCUGUGGAAAAAAUUAAAUAAAAACAGAAAAGAAUGGAGAAUUUAUCUCAGGAGAGUAAUCACAUACAGUAGACUAGGAAGGUGUGCAGAGCGUUGGGAACCACUUCCAUAAGCACAAGAUGCAGAUAUAUUGGUAGAUUUUGUUUCUUUAACACGCUUGACCCAACAUCAGCUCAUGAUCAAACCCUUCUAAAUCAGGAGGCGAACCUGCUAAAGCCGUUUCCUCCAGUUAUAACACAGCAUAGAUAACACUUCUAGUCAUCUUACUGAGACUGAAAUGAACUGGUUUAAAGGGUAACUUCACAAAACAGUGACAAUCAUAAUGCUCUGGUCUAUCAAAGGAGGUGCAAAUAGACUAAUGGGACUCAUGUGAGAAGGAGCUGGUUAAUAUACAGUCGUAUACAAAUUACACAUUCCGUGUUUUGUUGAUUUUCUGUGAAAGUAAGUUAGUCAGAGUACACACUUCAGUACAUUUUAAUGCACAAUCACUGUUUAUUUGCUGAAUUCAAAUAUAAAAUAAAAUGUGGCCUGUGCAAAAGUUAUGGCGCAGUUGGUAUUUCAUGUUUUUUUUCCCCCCAAUAUGUUUAACAUGGCAAAUAAACAGAAAUCAUGCAUUAAAAUGAAAUUCAACAAAACAUGGAAUUUGACUGAGGGUGCUAACACUUGCAUAUAUAUGACUGUAUCUUGUAUCUACACUUGGUGUCCAUUUUAUUAGGUCUAUUAACCAUAUAGGUACAGAUUGUAGUCGAUCUGUUUCUCAUGUAAUUUGUUAGCCCCCCUUUUCCCUGACUGUCAGUGGUCAGGACCCUUAAA